Emys orbicularis (European pond turtle) is the source of this 5154-nucleotide messenger RNA. It is a transcript of the gene TRPM3, whose product is annotated as transient receptor potential cation channel subfamily M member 3. Gene Ontology annotation, cellular component: plasma membrane. Gene Ontology annotation, biological process: protein tetramerization; monoatomic cation transmembrane transport; metal ion transport. Gene Ontology annotation, molecular function: monoatomic cation channel activity. The transcript has 26 exons. The record is from RefSeq and is a predicted model, not a curated record. The coding region runs from base 1 to 5154 and encodes 1717 amino acids. NCBI's taxonomy places the organism in Eukaryota, Metazoa, Chordata, Testudines, Emydidae.
AUGGGGAAGAAGUGGAAGAGCCCGAGUGAGGUGGAGAAAGGCUGCUCGGAGCAGGCGGAAGCGGGCAGGAGACGGAGCAGGAGCGCCAGCCGGGGGAGGUUUGCUGAGUCCUGGAAAAGGUUAAGCUCGAGGCAGGGUUCCACCAAGCGGGCUGGGCUCGCCUCCCAGCAGGCGCCGGCUCAGAAAUCAUGGAUAGAGAGAGCAUUUUACAAGAGAGAAUGUGUUCAUAUCAUACCCAGCACCAAAGACCCCCAUAGGUGUUGCUGUGGGCGUCUAAUAGGUCAACAUGUUGGACUGACUCCAAGUAUCUCCAUUAUUCAGAAUGAGAAAAAUGAAAGCAGACUCACUCGAAAUGACAACCAGUCAGAGAAGUGGUCCAUCAGCAAGCACACUCAGCUCAGCCCAACUGAUGCCUUUGGGACCAUUGAGUUUCAAGGAGGGGGUCACUCCAAUAAAGCCAUGUAUGUACGUGUGUCUUUUGACACAAAGCCUGAUCUUCUUCUGCACCUGAUGACAAAAGAGUGGCAGCUUGAGCUCCCCAAGCUUCUCAUCUCUGUGCAUGGAGGCCUUCAGAAUUUUGAACUUCAGCCAAAACUCAAGCAAGUCUUUGGGAAAGGUCUGAUUAAAGCCGCCAUGACAACUGGAGCAUGGAUAUUCACUGGAGGAGUAAACACAGGAGUCAUUCGGCAUGUUGGAGAUGCAUUAAAGGAUCAUGCCUCAAAAUCUCGAGGGAAGAUCUGUACCAUUGGUAUAGCCCCUUGGGGAAUUGUAGAGAACCAAGAGGACCUGAUUGGCAAAGAUGUGGUCCGACCAUACCAGACAAUGUCCAAUCCUAUGAGUAAACUGACAGUACUCAAUAGUAUGCACUCCCAUUUUAUUCUGGCUGACAAUGGGACUACUGGCAAAUAUGGAGCAGAAGUGAAACUUCGUAGACAGCUGGAAAAGCACAUCUCACUUCAGAAGAUAAACACAAGAAUUGGGCAAGGGGUUCCAGUGGUGGCACUUAUUGUGGAAGGAGGGCCCAAUGUUAUCUCUAUUGUCUUGGAGUACCUACGAGACACUCCACCUGUUCCUGUUGUGGUAUGUGAUGGCAGCGGCCGGGCGUCUGACAUCCUUGCAUUUGGUCACAAAUAUUCAGAAGAAGGAGGACUUAUCAAUGAGUCUUUGAGGGACCAGUUACUAGUUACUAUCCAGAAGACUUUUACCUACACUCGAACCCAGGCACAGCAUCUCUUCAUAAUCCUCAUGGAGUGCAUGAAGAAAAAGGAGCUGAUUACAGUAUUUCGCAUGGGAUCGGAAGGACACCAGGACAUUGAUUUAGCUAUCCUGACAGCAUUACUAAAAGGAGCUAAUGCAUCUGCUCCAGACCAACUGAGCCUAGCUUUGGCCUGGAACAGAGUAGACAUCGCUCGCAGUCAGAUCUUUAUUUAUGGGCAACAGUGGCCGGUGGGAUCCCUUGAGCAGGCAAUGCUGGAUGCCCUGGUGUUGGACAGAGUGGAUUUUGUGAAAUUGCUCAUUGAGAAUGGAGUAAGCAUGCAUCGGUUUCUCACCCUCUCCCGACUAGAGGAACUGUACAAUACGAGACAUGGACCAUCCAACACUUUGUAUCAUCUAGUGAGGGACGUCAAAAAGCGAGAAUAUCCAGGUUUCGGUUGGAUCUAUUUUAAGGGUAACCUACCUCCGGAUUACAGGAUAAGUCUGAUUGAUAUUGGCCUGGUAAUUGAGUACCUGAUGGGAGGAGCUUAUCGCUGCAACUACACCCGAAAACGGUUCAGAACCCUCUACCACAAUUUGUUUGGACCCAAGAGGCCAAAAGCCCUGAAACUUCUGGGAAUGGAGGAUGACGUCCCUUUGCGAAGAGGAAGGAAGACCACAAAGAAACGAGAAGAAGAAGUGGAUAUUGAUUUGGAUGAUCCUGAGAUUAACCAUUUCCCUUUCCCCUUCCAUGAGCUGAUGGUGUGGGCUGUGCUGAUGAAGCGUCAGAAGAUGGCCCUCUUUUUCUGGCAGCAUGGGGAGGAGGCUAUGGCUAAGGCUCUGGUGGCCUGUAAACUCUGCAAAGCCAUGGCCCACGAGGCAUCAGAAAAUGACAUGGUGGAUGACAUAUCCCAGGAGCUGAACCACAACUCCAGGGAUUUCGGCCAGCUGGCGGUGGAGCUGUUGGACCAAUCGUACAAGCAAGAUGAGCAGCUGGCAAUGAAACUGCUGACCUAUGAGCUGAAGAACUGGAGUAAUGCCACGUGCCUGCAGCUUGCGGUGGCAGCCAAGCACCGAGAUUUCAUUGCUCACACUUGCAGCCAAAUGCUGCUCACAGACAUGUGGAUGGGCCGGCUCCGGAUGCGCAAAAAUUCAGGUCUAAAGGUAAUUCUAGGAAUUCUACUUCCUCCUUCAAUUCUCAGCUUGGAGUUCAAGAACAAAGAUGACAUGCCUUACAUGUCUCAGGCCCAUGAGAUCCAUCUACAAGAGAAGGAGCCAGAGGAACCAGAAAAACCAGUAAAGGAAAAGGAAGAGGAGGACAUGGAACUCACAGCAAUGUUGGGCCGAGGGAAUGGAGAAUCAUCAAGAAAGAAGGAGGAAGAAGAAGUUCACAGCAGACACAGACUGAUCCCUCUCGGAAGAAAGAUAUACGAGUUCUACAAUGCACCCAUAGUUAAGUUUUGGUUCUACACGUUGGCAUACAUCGGGUACCUGAUGCUGUUCAACUACAUUGUGCUAGUGAAGAUGGAUCGUUGGCCUUCUACACAGGAAUGGAUAGUUAUCUCCUAUAUUUUCACACUGGGAAUAGAGAAGAUGAGAGAGAUAUUGAUGUCAGAACCUGGGAAGCUGUUACAGAAGGUAAAAGUGUGGCUCCAAGAGUACUGGAAUGUUACAGACCUCAUAGCCAUUCUCCUGUUCUCUGUCGGAAUGAUACUUCGUCUGCAGGAUCAGCCAUUCAGGAGUGAUGGGCGAGUCAUAUACUGUGUUAACAUAAUUUACUGGUAUAUACGUUUGUUAGACAUCUUCGGCGUGAACAAGUAUUUGGGACCAUAUGUUAUGAUGAUUGGGAAAAUGAUGAUAGACAUGAUGUAUUUUGUCAUCAUUAUGUUGGUGGUUCUGAUGAGCUUUGGUGUCGCAAGGCAGUCAAUUCUUUUCCCCAAUGAAGAGCCUUCAUGGAAGCUGGCAAAGAACAUUUUUUACAUGCCCUAUUGGAUGAUCUAUGGGGAAGUGUUUGCAGACCAGAUAGACCCUCCCUGCGGCCAGAAUGAAACCAGAGAGGAUGGCAAAAUAAUCCAGCUGCCCCCCUGCAAGACAGGAGCAUGGAUCGUUCCAGCCAUCAUGGCAUGCUACCUCUUGGUUGCAAAUAUCCUUCUGGUGAACCUCCUCAUUGCUGUUUUUAACAACACAUUUUUUGAAGUCAAAUCUAUAUCCAACCAAGUGUGGAAAUUUCAGAGGUAUCAAUUAAUCAUGACAUUUCAUGAAAGGCCAGUCCUACCACCUCCUAUGAUUGUUUUCAGCCACAUGACUAUGAUUUUUCAACACCUCUGCUGCAGAUGGCGGAAACAUGAAAGUGACCAAGAUGAGAGAGACUAUGGACUAAAACUGUUCAUAACUGAAGAUGAACUAAAAAAAGUGCAUGACUUUGAGGAGCAGUGCAUAGAAGAAUAUUUUAGAGAAAAGGAUGAUAGAUUCAAUUCUUCCAAUGAUGAAAGAAUCCGCGUCACUUCUGAAAGGGUAGAGAACAUGGCCAUGCGCCUGGAGGAGGUGAACGAACGAGAACAUUGUAUGAAGGCUUCACUUCAGACUGUAGAUGUCAGGCUUGCUCAGCUGGAGGAUAUGAUAGGACGAAUGGCUGCAGCCUUAGACAAGCUGACUGGUAUAGAGAGAGGGGAAACUACUAAGAUACGAUCUAGAACCUCCUCAGACUGCACAGAUGCAGCCUACAUUGUGAGACAGAGCAGCUUCAAUAGCCAGGAAGGGAACACUUACAAGCUUCAAGAGAGUAUAGAUCCUGCAGGAGAGGAGUCAAUAUCCCCAACCUCUCCUACCGUCACGCCCCGCCUGCGAAGCCACUCUUUUUAUGCAGUGAAUAUGAAAGACAAAUGUGGGUUAGAAAGGUUGGAAAAUAUUUUUAAAGAAAAGUCUGUGAGCCUGCAUCGAGCGAGUAGCUCACACUCUGUAUCAAAAGAAGCAAAAGUACCGUUAGCCCCUACAAGCACUUUGUCAAUUGCCCCAGACUCCAGAAGGCCUUCGUCUUGCAUAGAUAUUUAUGUUUCUGCCAUGGAUGAGUUGCAUUCUGGUAUAGAACCUCUCGACAGUUCAAUUAAUAUUCUUGGUACCGGAGACCCAUCUCUGCAGGCUCAAAUAGCCUCUUCUGUUCUAGCAAACAGUGUGUAUAUUAGCAGUACUCCCAGUGACAGAAUUUCUGGCAGGAGCAUUGAUUGUGAGGAAACCUCUACAAUGGAAACAAGAGUGUUUUCUUCAGACUAUUCACAUAUCACAGAUAGCCAAAACCUCUGGGAUUCAGACCCUCCUUUGUAUCAGACCUUAGAGCGAUCUAAAAGCAGUCGCUAUCUUGCUACUACCCCAUUUAUUCUGGAGGAAACCCCAAUCGUGAAGUCUCAUAGUUUUAUGUUCUCUCCUUCUCGGAGCUAUUUCAGCAGCCUUGGGGUGUCAGUCAAAACAGCAGAGUACACAAGUAUUACAGACUGCAUAGACACCAGGUGUGUCAGCGCUCCCCAGAAUACUGCAGAAAGAUCCAGUUUUCCUGGAAAUCAUGGAGACAAAGUGGAGGACUUGGGAUGCUGCCACCCGGAGAGAGAAGCAGAGCUAAGUCACCCAAGCUCUGAUAAUGAGGAUAUUGAGGCCAAAGACAAAAAGGGGGCUUCCUUAUCUCCUCAAGAGAGCAGCACAGCAAGAACACUGUCCAACAACAUACCGCUUCCAAAAAUAGAGAGGGCCAGCAGUUACUCAGCAGAUGAGUCCAGCAUGUUAUAUGCACACACAAGGAAAAGCUAUUCUAUCAGUGAUAAACUUGAUAGACAGCGUAACACAACAGGCCCACGAAAUCCAUUCCAGAGGAGUAAGUCAUCCAGGCCGGAGAGUAGAGGAGACAACUUGUCUAUGAGAAGGCUGUCUAGAACAGGCGCUUUCCCUAGCUUUGAAAGCAAGCACAGCUAG